Epithele typhae is the source of this 471-nucleotide messenger RNA. RefSeq lists its product as uncharacterized. The transcript has a single exon. The record is from RefSeq and is a predicted model, not a curated record. NCBI's taxonomy places the organism in Eukaryota, Fungi, Basidiomycota, Agaricomycetes, Polyporales, Epitheliaceae. The coding region runs from base 1 to 471 and encodes 156 amino acids.
AUGUUCUCUUUUACCCUCGUCGCCGCAGCCCUUGUGGCUUACGCCCACACCAACCCCAUCGAAGCCUCCGCUUUGGACGUGACAACCGCGGCCUCCUUCCCGCGGCACGACCUCACCUCCCCCCUCGGGCCCCGCCCCACGUCCGCACAAAACGGCACGCUCCCCGCAGCCUCCUUCCAGGGCCCGUCCACCGAGGUCGCGGACGCGAUCUUCCCGGCAGUGCUGCUGCUCUGCUCGUCGUUCAACUGCGCGAACUGCCUGUCAUACAACCUGCAGACGACGACCGUAGACACCUGCCUCGCCACGAGCGCGUUCUCGAGCGUGUCGAUCAGCCAACCGAGCAACCAGGGCCUGCCGUUCGCGGUGUACGUGGGCCCGUCAGGGUGCACCAACUUCGCGAAGAUCCCGGUGGUGAACACGUGCUUCAACUUGGUCGGGGGGUCGUUCUCGAACUUCCUGGUGCUCAAUUGA